AUGAGUGAUACGGGAAGCGCGCACACAUGCAUAGUGUUACUCCGACGCACACAGCCGCAGGAACACCUGUCUCGGGAACGAAAGGUGUGCUCGCGCGUGUUUGAAAGGGAUGGUUGUAUGCCGAAUGUAAAGGAGGGAAUGAGAGAUGAGAUGCGCGCGCAUAACGCCGGCACGCCCGCCGCGCGUCCCGCUCGCUCGAAAGCCCGCCUGAGAACAGUCAGUCUAUCGCGCGUAGAGGUAGCACUUGUACGUGCCGCCCUUUGCUUCGACGCGACCGACACGGUGUCCGUAACUGGUGUUCGGAAAAUUGUGCAUGUGCGUUUUCCGACGAGAGCAGUGUGUGUGCUUGUGAGAUGUGCUGUUGUUUUC
Brenthis ino (lesser marbled fritillary) is the source of this 369-nucleotide messenger RNA. The record is from the annotation of a GenBank genome assembly. NCBI's taxonomy places the organism in Eukaryota, Metazoa, Arthropoda, Insecta, Lepidoptera, Nymphalidae.